AUGGCUGCCACGUCCAACUACGCUGAACAUUUCAGUCCAGAGAACUUAAAAAGAUGGCCCCAGCCCGAGUCCGUGCCGCUCAUGGAGGUAUUAGCUAGAGAAGACAUUGAUGAAGCUGUACAUGCAAUAUUAUUUCGAGAAAAUUAUGUUGUGAAGGCUCCAGUCCCUCCGUUUUGUGGUCCUCUGCUGCGAAGACAGCAAAAGGCAGAGGAAGAGGUCAGAGCCAGCCGUCGAUAUGAGACAGGAAAACAAUACUUCGCCAAAGAGCUCAAGGAAACCAAGGACAGACUGCACGCCAAAUGGCCCCCGUUCAUUUUCACUCUGCAAAACGUGAUUCCGAAAGAGUCUCAAAAAGCCUCUGGGGUACCCAGGAAAAGUAAGGCAUUCAGGUUUUAGGGACCCGACAGCAGAGACCCCGCUCCUGGGCGGCUGGGGAUCAUGAACAGAGAUGGGGGCCACAGCCCG
Messenger RNA from Marmota flaviventris (yellow-bellied marmot), 465 nucleotides. The record is from RefSeq and is a predicted model, not a curated record. Lineage: Eukaryota; Metazoa; Chordata; Mammalia; Rodentia; Sciuridae.